Melospiza melodia melodia is the source of this 1443-nucleotide messenger RNA. It is a transcript of the gene AFMID, whose product is annotated as arylformamidase. NCBI's taxonomy places the organism in Eukaryota, Metazoa, Chordata, Aves, Passeriformes, Passerellidae. Gene Ontology annotation, molecular function: lipase activity; arylformamidase activity. The record is from RefSeq and is a predicted model, not a curated record. Bases 130 to 1011 code for a protein of 293 amino acids. The transcript is spliced from 10 exons.
CGGCCCGGGAACGGCACCGGGACUAGGACCGGGGACGGCACCGGGAUCGGGACGGGGAGCUUCACCGGGAACGGGACCGGGAUCGGGAGGGGAACAGACACCGGGAGCGACACCGGGAGCGGCCCCACAAUGGGCGGGUGGCGGGACAUGUCCGCGGAGGCGCUGGAGGACCAUUACUCCCCCAGUCGCUGGUCCCCCCGCCUGGACCGGGACACCAUCAUCGACGCGCACCUGGCGGUGACGGCGGCAGGAACCGAGCGGGCCCGGGCCAGCGGGCAGACCCUGCUGCACGUGCCCUACGGCGACGGGGACCGGGAGAAGCUGGACAUCUACUUUCCCACGGAGCCUUCCGAAGCCUUCCCGGCGCUGGUCUACAUCCACGGCGGGUACUGGCAGUGCCUGAGUAAGGACGACUCGGGGUUUGCAGCCCCGCCGCUGGUGUCGCAGGGGGUGGCAGUGGUGGCGGUGGGCUACGACAUCGCCCCCAAGGGCCACAUGGACACCAUGGUGCUGCAGGUGCGCCGCAGCCUCGCCUUCCUGGUGCAGCACUACCCCAGGAUCAGGGGCAUUUACCUGUGCGGACACUCGGCAGGGGCCCACCUGGCAGCCAUGGUGCUGUCCACAGACUGGACGGAAUUCCAAGUGGUGCCAGAUAUCAAAGGAGCGGUGCUGGUGAGCGGCCUGUAUGACCUGGAGCCCAUCCUGCACACCUACGUGAACGAUGCUCUGAGCAUGAGCCGGGAGGAGGCCCAGAGGAACAGCCCCAUGAGACUCGUCACCCCAGCCGUGCCACCAGCCUGUGAGGUGCUCGUGGCUGUGGCCCAGCAUGACUCCCCAGAGUUUCGCAGGCAGUCCCAGGAGUACAGCCAGGCCCUGCGUGCAGCAGGCUGGUCUGUCUCUGUGCUGGACCUGGCUGGUGUGGAUCACUUUGAUGUCAUUGAGAGGCUGUCAGAGGACAGCUAUGUCCUCACUCAGGUGGGCAGGAGGGCUGUGCCAGGGCGGAUCAGGUAGGCUGCCACCUCCCUGAGGAGAGGUGCAGGGUCAGGGGCUUUUCACAGGGUUUGGCUCCUCACCCCAGGUGAUUCUGAACAUGAUUUCAAGAGCAUGAUGGCACCUCAGCAGUAGAUGGGGACCAUGGCCCUGUGUGGUGGCAGUGGGCACCUGGCAUCCCCUGCCUGCUGCCCCCUCGGUCUAACACAGAGCCACAGCUGUCUCAGACCCACACUGUGCCCUCUCUGCUCAGCCCAGCCCAGGCUGGUGCCCCUUCCCUGCAGUGCCCCUGCCCACUGGGGCAGAGGGGACUGAGGGCUGCAAGGCUCUGACUGGGCAGCUGGACCAUGAACGUUGAUCCCUCAGUGUCCUUUAAACGGCACAUUGGCAAUACAAAUAAAAUGGGAAUUACUGCUGCCUGGGGUGGUGCUUCCCAGGGAGGCAGUGAGUGCA